Messenger RNA from Fusarium redolens, 690 nucleotides. RefSeq lists its product as uncharacterized. Bases 1 to 690 code for a protein of 229 amino acids. Lineage: Eukaryota; Fungi; Ascomycota; Sordariomycetes; Hypocreales; Nectriaceae. The record is from RefSeq and is a predicted model, not a curated record. The transcript is spliced from 3 exons.
AUGACGGGCGCCCUUGCAACCCCUCGGUAUAGCAACGACGACUUCGAGACAGCCUCUAUCCGUUCUGCUGCUCCUUCUUAUGUCUCGGAAGCUCCCUCAUACCACUCAACAAACCCAUACCCCGAGACUUUGCCAUCAUACACCCCUCCAGCUCGGUCUCACGCGGUUGCGAGGUCUUUAGUUCCCCAGGGCAGCGGUACCUCAACUCCACGCCAGCAGACGAUCGGCCUGCCUCCAGUACCUGCUCUUCCUCUGCGAUCCCAACCGAACUUGAACAACUUUCGUAUCGCGACAUGGUCCUCCGUCUCUAGCAACCCCGCCGCCCGGCACUACCAGAAUGUCGCGAACCGGCGGUUGACUGCUCAGCGAGAUCCUGUAGACAGCCUUCGUCGAGUCAUGACCGAUGUUAGCGAGCAAGAACAAGAGCGAUACAUAACCAGGCCGUUGGAGGAUCCCUAUCUGGUUGGCGAGGUGGCUGCUGCGCGUGCCCGCACAGAGCGACUUGCACGAGAGUCAGGGGAUGAUAUUCUUCUGCGAGAAGAUCGCCAGUGGGACUGGUUCUUAGCUCGAAUGAGGGACUCGGAUGACCGGCAGCGAAACUGGACUCCGACAAAUCCAUACAGGCGUGAGGUGGAGGCUGGGAGCCGAAAGAAGCUCCUACGUCGCAUUGGAGGACGACGCUUGCUAUGA